Bombina bombina (fire-bellied toad) is the source of this 2036-nucleotide messenger RNA. RefSeq names its product epoxide hydrolase 1. The coding region runs from base 66 to 1496 and encodes 476 amino acids. The transcript is spliced from 9 exons. The record is from RefSeq and is a predicted model, not a curated record. NCBI's taxonomy places the organism in Eukaryota, Metazoa, Chordata, Amphibia, Anura, Bombinatoridae. Gene Ontology annotation, molecular function: epoxide hydrolase activity. Gene Ontology annotation, biological process: epoxide metabolic process; arachidonate metabolic process.
ACAUUAUCAGGCAUGUGACAGAGGCCCCACCUAGCACAGAGCAGCAGACACAAGCAGACAGAGACAUGUGGCAACAACUCCUGGACAAUGGCAGGUCGGCCUUCAAUGACCACUGGCCCCAGAGCUUGCUGGUCCCAGCUGCAGUUGGGGUCGGGGGGAUUCUGGUUGGCUGGAAGCUGUGUGGACGGACGAAGAGAACCAUUGAGAUUGGCGAUGGGUGGUGGGGAUCUGGCGAGAGACCUCUGCAGAGCGAGAACAUCAGUGUGAGACCUAUGCGCAUAGCAGUGUCUGAUGCCGAAAUUAAGGAUCUCCAUGAACGUCUGGAUCGCACUCGAUACUUUUCACCACUAGAGGACUCUAAAUUCCACUAUGGAUUUAAUGCGACUCAUCUCAGAAAGGUGAUUUCCUAUUGGAGGAACAAGUUUGACUGGAACAAGCAGGUGAAAAUCCUCAACACCUAUCCGCACUACAAAACCACCAUAGAAGGUCUGGAUGUGCAUUUUGUACACGUGAAACCUACAAACCUUGCCCCUGGACAGAAAUCGCUUCCGCUGCUUAUGAUUCAUGGUUGGCCUGGGUCCUUCUAUGAAUUUUAUCGUAUUAUUCCACUGCUGACCGAGCCAGCCAAACAUGGUCUGAACCCAAACAUUGUCUUUGAGGUGAUUUGUCCAUCUAUUCCAGGAUACGGCUUCUCCGAGGCCUCUCACAAGAAGGGCUUUACGGCUUUUGAUGCUGCACGGAUAUUCUACAAGUUAAUGCUCAGGCUGGGAUUUAAUGAGUUUUAUCUGCAAGGAGGAGACUGGGGCAGUCGGAUUACUACACUUUUAUCUCAGAUGAAGCCAGAGUCUGUGAAAGGUUUGCACCUCAAUUUUAUUAUGCUGCCCCAGGGAGGUGCAGGGCGGCUGAUAUCUCUGGUUCUUGGGCGAUAUGUACCUUGGUUAGUGGGACUGACAAAAGAAGAUGCAAAACGAAUAUAUCCAUAUCUUGAGAAGAAUGUCUAUGCAAUAUUACUGGAAUCUGGGUACCUGCACAUCCAGGCUACCAAACCAGACACUGUAGGUUGCGCACUAAACGACUCACCUGCUGGACUCGCUGCGUAUAUUCUAGAAAAGUUUUCAACCUGGACAGACAAUGCAUUUCGGGAUCUUGAAGAAGGUGGUUUAGAAAAGAAAUAUUCAAUGGAUGAUCUUCUCACAAAUGUUAUGAUCUACUGGGUGACUGGAUCCAUCACAUCUUCCAUGAGAUUCUACAAGGAGAACUUCCCCAGAAACUACAGCACAACUCCAGAUACAAAGGUCGGUGUAUAUGUGCCCACUGGCCUGGCUGCCUUCCCAUGUGAACUGGUUCAUGGCCCACGUAUAUGGGCAAAACAGAAGUUCCGGAACAUUGUAACUUACACAUACAUGCCACGUGGGGGCCACUUCGCUGCCCUGGAGGAGCCUGAGUUGCUGGCAAAGGAUAUACAGAACUUUGUGUCGCGAGUAGAGAAGAUAUGAGGCACGAGUGCACGCAGAUAACACUGUAUUCUUCACAUCAAUCAGGAAUAAACAUAACAUUUAGAUGAUCAGUAAAUAAUAUGUACAUGUUACUUGUCACCUGCUGAGGUCUGUCAGACGCACUAGCGCUAACAAAGGGACAGCAGUUUUAGGACUUAAAUUGAUUGAGUAGUAAGGGGCAGCUAUAAAGCAGUUUGCUAACUAACAUUGUACAUAAGUAACAGGGGCAUGAAACCCAGCAUUUGUCUUUCAUGACUCAGACAGAACAUACAGUUUUAUAACGUUCCAAUUUAUUUCUAUUAUCAAAUUUGCUUCAUUCUCUUGGUAUCCUUUGCUGAAGGAGCAGAACUGCACUACUAUCUGCACACAUUGGGUGAGACAAUGACAAGAGGCAAAUAGAUAAUAAGCGUCAAUUGGAUUUUUUUUUAACCGUACUAUUGGAAUAAUAAAUGUUUAAUUUUGACUUUACUGUUACUUUAAUCUCACAUAGAGAAUAUUGCAAGUUACUGAUCAAUAAAAGGGAAGACAUUUCAUACCAAA